AUGUUUCUACGAAGGAUAGCAAGGCCAUUAAUGAUGAUGUCACAAGUGAAGGAAACAACAGGUAUAGUAGGUUUAGAGGUAGUCCCAAAUGCAAGAGAAGUUCUAAUAAAUCUAUACAGGAAAACCCUAGAAGAGAUCAAGGCAGUUCCAGAAGAUGAAGGAUACCGUAAAGCAGUGGAGAGCUUUACACGUCAGCGACUCAAUGUAUGUGUUGAGGAACAGAAAUCGGAAGUGAUAGAGAAACGGCUAGGUUGUGGUCAGGUUGAAGAGCUUAUUGAGGAAGCUCAAGAUGAACUUAAGCUCAUUGGUCACAUGAACGAGUGGAAACCUUGGGGCAUUCCUGAUGAGUAUGAAUGUGAAGUCAUUGAAAAUGAUGCUCCAGUACCAAAACACGUUCCCCUACACCGUCCUGGUCCUCUCCCUGAGGAAUUCUAUAAGACAUUGGAGGCUGUUACUUCUGGGAAAUUAGAGGAUGCUGGUUCAAAGAAAGAUGAACCUGCGAUUACAUCGGGUGAAUCACAAUCGCAGUAGGGUCUUCCAGCAGCUCCUUUUGGUUAUUGAUCAGUACAUGCCAAGUUCUAAGACCUGAACAUGCACUAGCUACCAUCCUUGUUCUCACAUCUUUGUGGGUUUCCUAUACCUGUACCUGAUUGACUGGAGCCGGUGGACAGAAUGGUUGAAUCAUUGGUUAAUAAAAACAAAAGGUUUUUUUUUUUUUUUUUGCUGCAAGCACUCCUAAUUUUUGUUAUGGGUGUGGAAGCUAGCAGACAAUUGGUUAUUUUCUUUUGUUUGGAAAAGUAUCGAUGAUAUUUUUGUAUGAGGGAAGUCAUUUUCCAUGAAUAAUAUUUCUUCUAAAAAAAUGUUUUCUGGUGUAUGGUUGAUGAGAGAAAAUACUUUAUUAAGAAAAAUGUGUAUUAUAAUAAUAAUGACAUGAAUACAUUCUUUUGAUGAAUUUUUGAGUUUUGAAAGAUUGAUAGUAACGUAAAAUUGUCGGAAAUCUAAGACGAGGAAAACGAAAUUACUUUACUUUACUGCUAUUAAUAAGCACGGGUUGGGCUCCUUUUUCGUCGUCCGUUGUGGGCCCCCAUGAAAAAAAAAAAUUGGGCCUCAUAUUAAACAGCCCAUAAUAAAAAAAAAAUUGUAAAAAAAAAUUGUGAGUCCCAUAUAUGUUAAACAACAAUUAAUAUUAAAAAAUAUAUAUAUUUUGGGCCCCAUAUUAAACAGCCCAUAAUAAAAAUAAAAUAAAAAAUAAAAUUAUAAAAAAAAUAAAAAAUUGUGAGCCCCAUAUAUAUUAAACAACAACUAAUAUUAAACAAAAAUUGUGAGCCCCAUAUUAAACACCAACCAGUAUUAAAAAAAAAAAAAAAACUGAAACCCACCACAUCCAAACUCACGGGAAAAUAAAAGUGGACCCCAUAUUAACAAAAUUAAGCAAUAUUAAAAAAAAGUGAAUCCCAUAUUAAAAAAACAAACAAUGUUUAAAAAAAAUGUGGGCUCCAUAUUAAACACCAUGCGUAUUCGUAGCAAACACUAAUAUAAUAAAGUUUUAAAUACGGAACACAAACUACAAUGUUAUAUUAAUCAUGUUUUGAACAUAGUUUCCCAUAUUGACAAAAUCAAGCAAUAUAUAAAAAAAAUAAAAAAUGAAUCCCA
Molecule: messenger RNA, 1653 nt
Organism: Lycium barbarum (goji berry)
Lineage: Eukaryota; Viridiplantae; Streptophyta; Magnoliopsida; Solanales; Solanaceae
Product: probable NADH dehydrogenase [ubiquinone] 1 alpha subcomplex subunit 5, mitochondrial
Exons: 2
Coding region: 1-531 (176 amino acids)
Biological process (GO): respiratory electron transport chain
Source: RefSeq, a predicted model, not a curated record